Molecule: messenger RNA, 2725 nt
Organism: Orcinus orca (killer whale)
Lineage: Eukaryota; Metazoa; Chordata; Mammalia; Artiodactyla; Delphinidae
Gene: KRI1
Product: KRI1 homolog
Exons: 19
Coding region: 41-2170 (709 amino acids)
Biological process (GO): endonucleolytic cleavage in ITS1 to separate SSU-rRNA from 5.8S rRNA and LSU-rRNA from tricistronic rRNA transcript (SSU-rRNA, 5.8S rRNA, LSU-rRNA)
Cellular component (GO): nucleolus; 90S preribosome
Source: RefSeq, a predicted model, not a curated record
CCGCCUCCUGGGGGGCGGAGCCUCUUCACACGCGUGCGCAAUGGAUCGUAGAGCCGCCAUGCCGGAGCCGCGCGGGUCGUCACCCCUGCGGGUGAACGCGGCGUUCGCCGCGCGGUACGGCCGCUACCGGGAGCGCGAGGAGCUGCAGCGGCUGAAAGAUCGCUAUGGGGAUAGGGACAGCUGCGGCGACUCCAGCUCCGAGUCUGACUCCGGCGACGAGCGCGUGGAAUUUGACACUCAGCAGGAGCGUGACUUUUACAGGACCCUCUCCUUACUGAAGAAGAAGGAUCCGCGCAUCUAUCAGAAAGAUGCCACCUUCUAUCAGAGAACAGCAUCGUCCUCAGACAGUAAGGAGGAGCCAGCAGCUGAAGAGAAACAAAAGAAGGUGCAGCCCAUGUACCUGAAGGACUACGAGAGGAAGGUUAUCUUGGAGAAGGGAGGCAAAUAUAUUGAUGAGGAGAAUUCAGAUGGGGAGGCCUCCAAUCAGAGACUUCAGCAGACCUCAUUGAAAAGUUAUGUGGAAGAACAGAAACAGCUGAAGGAAAGCUUCCGGGCGUUUGUGGAGGACAGUGAGGACGAGGACAGUGCCGGCGAAGGUAGCUCCGGGUUGCUGCAGAAACGUGCUAAAAGCAGAGAGGAGAAGGCCCAGGAGGAUGCUGAUUACAUCGAGUGGCUGAAGGGCCAGAAGGAGAUUCAGAACCCCGACACCCUGAAAGAACUGACUCACCUCAAGGAAUAUUGGAACAACCCAGAGCUAGAUGAGGGGGAGCGCUUCCUGCGGGAUUACAUCCUCAACAAACGCUACGAGGAGGAAGGAGAUGAGGAGGAAGAGGAGGAAGGAGAAGAAGGGGUCCCUGGCCCCCCGGUCCAGCUGGCCGUGGACGACUCCUCAGACGAGGGUGAGCUGUUUCUGAAGAAACAGGAGGACUUUGAGCACAAGUACAACUUCCGCUUCGAGGAGCCAGACUCUGCCUCGGUCAAGACCUAUCCUCGGAACAUCACAUCCUCCGUGCGCCAAAAGGACGAGCGCAGGAAGGAGAGGAGGGAAGAGACGCGGGAGCGAAAGAGGAGGGAGAAAGCGAGGAAGCAGGAGGAACUCAAGCAGCUGAAGAACCUGAAGAGGAAGGAGAUUCUGGCCAAGCUGGAGAGGCUGCGGCAGGUCACAGGCAACGAGACACUGGGCUUUGAGGAGCAGGACCUCGAGGACGACUUUGACCCCGCCCAGCACGACCAGCUCAUGCAGAAGUGCUUCGGGGACAAGUACUACGGAACCAUGGAGGAGGAGAAGCCACAGUUUGAGGAAGAGGAAGGGCUUGAAGACGACUGGAACUGGGACAUGUGGGCUGGGCCGGAGCAGAGUGGAGCUUGGAGCCAGCAGGAGCCGCACUGCGAGGACCCCGACUUCAAUAUGGAUGCCGACUAUGACCCCAGCCAGCCUCAGAAGAAGCAGCGCAAGGCUCCUUCGUUGGGCAAGAAGAAGCGAAAGUCGCCCUUCGCCGCAGCCGUGGAGCAGGAGAAGCCUGUGUUUGACCCUGGGGACAAGACAUUCGAGGAGUACCUGGACGAGUAUUACCAGCUGGACUACGAGGACAUCAUCGAUGACCUGCCCUGUCGCUUCAAGUACCGCACGGUGGUGCCCUGCGACUUCGGGCUCAGCACCGAGGAGAUCCUCACUGCCGAUGACAAGGAGCUGAACCGAUGGUGCUCCCUGAAGAAGACCUGCAUGUACAGGUCGGAGCAGGAGGAGCUGCAGGACAGGAGGGCGUACAGCCAGAAGGCCCAGAACGUAUGGAAAAAGAGGCAGAUCUUCAAGUCACUCUGCCCAGAGGAGACAGAGAUGCCCACAGAAGCCACAGGGAAGCCACAGAGAGACAAAGCUGGCCCACAGGGGCAGCUGCUGGCACCCGAUGGGGCCUGUGGGAAGUGGCCCCAGCCUGAGAGCCCCCCAGUACAGGAAGAGGCAGCCCCUGCGACAACCGCUGAGAAACCGGCCCCCCAGAGGCAGAGGAGGGGCAAGAAGGCACGUCUCCUGGGCCCCACAGUAACACUUGGUGGAUGUGAGUUCAGCCGUCAGAGACUGCAGGCCUUUGGCCUCAACCCCAAACGGCUGCACUUCCGCCAGCUGGGCCGGCAACGGAGGAAGCGGCAGGGGCCUAAGAGCCACCCCUGAGCUCAAGGGAGCCUGCAAGGGCCUUGGGGCUCCUCCCCUUCAAUCAAGCCCCCUCUUAUCGACUGUAUAGACCCUCACAUCUACCUGUGGGCAAGGGAGUCUUCCCAUCUUAGAGAUGUGAAAGCUGAGGCCUACUCAGUAAGCUUCCCCGGAUGACUUGGAACCUCACCUCGAGACAUACCCUGAGCCCCAUCCCUCAAAUGCUGGGCCCAGCCAUAGCCAAGGUCAAGUCAAACAGCUUUAUUAGCCCCCAUUGGUCACAGCCCCUCCUCCCUCCCACCAGCCCUUGGCAGGAUGGGGGCGUUGGGACCGGUGAGGGGCAUGGACGGUCCAGUGCAAACUACAGUACUGAGUCAGGCCCUGAGUGGGUGCCCGGGGGCCCUCCCUCCCUGCCGGGUGAGGAGGGCCCAGCUGGUGGGAGGCAGGUGUGCGGGCUCUGUUCCUGGCUGAAUGGCCGCGGCCCGGAGGCUUCCUGGACUGCUCUCAGCUGCACUUGUCAGGGAGGGGAGUUCAAGCUCCCACACCCAGAGUGACAUAAAUAAAAAAAUAAAUAGG